Molecule: messenger RNA, 168 nt
Organism: Saprolegnia parasitica CBS 223.65
Lineage: Eukaryota; Oomycota; Saprolegniomycetes; Saprolegniales; Saprolegniaceae
Exons: 2
Coding region: 1-168 (55 amino acids)
Source: RefSeq, a predicted model, not a curated record
AUGUCCAACGACCCGAUGGACCUCGCGCGCUUCAGCGCGGGUGGCGCCAUCGCGUGGCGCAUUGACGUGCUCGAAGUGUCGUACAUGACCCAGCUCAUCGUCAACUGGGGGCUCAUGGCCAUCCCGUUCCCGUUCAUGUACCUCGUCGUCCGCAAGCUCUCCAACUAA